UGUGUUGUCCGCUGCAACUGAGGCACUCACUGCCUUCAUAAGAAGCUUUGAAUCUCCAACAGUAGCUUCUACCAAUGCAGUCCUUCUUCAGCCUGCGUUGGCAUACCUUCGUGUUGCUUUGUCCUAUAUAUCAUCCUUUUCUGCCAAGCUGUCACCAAAUAUAAAACCUGCACUAGACCUUUUCACGAUCAGAACAUUAAUGGCAUAUCGUUCUGUCUCUGAUCCUGUGGCAUAUAAAAGUGAGCAUCCACAAAUUAUUCGGAUAUGUACUGGCCCAUUCAGUGAUCCUUCUGGAUUUGAAGAAAGCUCGUGUUUGAGGUUAUUAUUAGAUAAGAGGGAUGCAUGCUUAGGCCCCUGGAAGCCUGGAAGGGAUUGGUUUGAAGAUGAACUGCGUGCAUUUAAUGGUGGGAAGGAUGGACUAAUGCCAUGUGUUUGGGAUGAAGUUUGCGGCUUUCCUCAGCCGGAGCCCAUUAGCAAAAUGUUGGUCAACCAGAUGCUCUUGUGCUUUGGUACCAUUUUUGCAAGUCAGGAUAAUGGUGGAAAGUUGAUGCUUCUCAACAAAAUUGACCAUUGUCUCAAGACUGGGAAGAAGCAGUCUUGGCGUGUUGCCAGCAUUACAAAUGCAUGCGUGGGCCUACUGGCAGGGUUGAAGGCAACGCUUGCUUCGCGUCCCCAAACACUGGCUGCUGAAAUAUUAAGUACUAUACAAUCUAUCUUUCUGGGAAUUCUGGCAGAUGGUGAAAUUUCUUCAGCGCAACGAAGAGCAUCUUCUGAAGGUCUUGGUUUAUUGGCUCGCCUUGGGAGUGACAUCUUCACUGCAAGGAUGGUCUGUUUCAUAUAUAACCUUUUUGUGUAA
Messenger RNA from Elaeis guineensis (African oil palm), 856 nucleotides. The record is from RefSeq and is a predicted model, not a curated record. Lineage: Eukaryota; Viridiplantae; Streptophyta; Magnoliopsida; Arecales; Arecaceae.